UUUUCACUUGGGGAGAACCAUCCGUUAACCUGUGGCGAGUUGUGGUGCCCCGGGGGGCAGCUCCCCCCGACAGCGUGGUGGAUCCCCAACCUCCGCUACACUGGGGCUACAGUGGUGGGGCCAACACCUGGCCGACACCAACGGGGGCCCCCAGCAGAGGCCCCAUGAAGCGGCAUCACAGCGAGAGUGACGAUUGUGACGACGUUUUCUCCGAGGAGUCCUCUAAAGAACAGUGCUCGUCGCCCGGGGACGCCGACAGCUGUCAGAUGCUGAGUCGCAAAAAACGACGUGGCAUCAUUGAGAAAAGACGCCGAGAUCGCAUCAACACGAGCCUCACAGAACUGCGACGCCUGGUGCCCACAGCGUUCGAGAAGCAGGGCUCGGCCAAGCUGGAGAAGGCAGAGAUCCUGCAGAUGACCGUGGAUCACCUGAAGAUGCUGCACGCCAAAGGUAUGGACGCCCUGGCGUACGACCCCCACAAGUUCGCGAUGGACUACCACAACAUCGGGUUCCGAGAGUGCGCCGCCGAGGUAGCCCGCUAUCUGGUCACCGUGGAGGGCAUGGACAUCCAGGACCCACUGCGCCUGCGUCUCAUGUCUCACCUUCAGUGCUUCGCAGCACAGCGCGAACUUGCCACGAAACAAGCAGCCGUAGCCACAGCAUCCCCGUGGAGUUACGGUAGCACCAGUGGCCCUCAGCACUACCCUCCAUCCCCCGGUGCAACCACACAAAUGAUUCCUCCUCCGCCACCCCCUCCACCACCCCCACAACAUGGCCAUCACGAUGCGUCCGCAAGUGGUGGCAUGACAACCUACGAUAUCACCUCGACGUCUUCGCCGUCUUGCGGGCAGACGCCUUCAUCUUCCAUCAAUACGUCGUCGACGACGACGAGGCAGCAAGGACAGACUCAGACUACUCUGACGCAGCUAACGACGGCGACCUCAGCGUCGCCCCUGGGUUACUCGCAUCAUCAGUAUCACAUGAACUUAAACUCUUUCCCGAGUGCGGCUAGCCACCACCAGAAUGCGUUCAAUUCGAGCAGUGGCAGUUCUCAGAUGAAGCCGUAUCGGCCUUGGGGGGCAGAGGUGGCAUACUAAACAUCAGCAUCAACCCUUCCGUUACAUUUCUUAAUAAAAUCGAAAUCUCGUAUCCUAAGUUCGACAAGAAAGGGCCAUGCAGAAUUUCUGCCCGGAAAAUGAAGUUUUUGUUUUUUCAUCCGUGUCAGUGAUGAAUAAAUUUUCUGCAUUUCUGAUCACUUCUCUAUCUCCGUCAUUAGUAACUGGUGUGAGGAGUUUAUGUGCGUAGAAAGAAUCUCUUAAACGUCGGAAUUGUGUUCAUUAUUAUAAGACAAGACUUCAUUGCAUAUUAGCAACACACAUGCCCUUUUUUUAAAUCAGAGAAUUAUUCAGUUGCGAUUCUGUACUUCUUUCUUUGAAUUUCGGGCUCUUGAUGACUUAACUGAUUGUUAAACAUAGAGAACAUUUGGAAAACUUAAAUACCUGACGCAAUAAAAAAUGAAAGGUCAAGGAAUUAUCUUAAAUUGCUAGUAAAAACUGCGGCUGGCACUAAAGAGGAAAUGAAAGAAAGUCCUCUGGUGGAGAAGAGAAAAUUGGGUCCGCCACCAAUGGAUACAGAGUUACACUCUCUGCUAGUCCAGAGCUUGUCGACGGAAGAGGGCACUUAAAACACACGACGUCCGUGUAAACUUAAGAGUGCUCAUUUAACUCUUUCUGUGGCUUCCAUUCUGAAUCAUCAGCCCUAAAUACAAAAUGAUCCUCUCCUAUUUUAUCAAGUGUUCCGUUUUGAGAUCCUUUAUUUAACCUAUUAUAUAUAUCUGGCAGGCCAAAGUAAAUAUUGUCCAGCAGUAAUAACUAAAUACAAAGCUAUCCCUGUGCUUAACAAAUCGAGCACCAUGCCAUGAAGAUGUAUGGUGGAGUAGAG
Cryptotermes secundus is the source of this 1941-nucleotide messenger RNA. It is a transcript of the gene Hey, whose product is annotated as hairy/enhancer-of-split related with YRPW motif protein. Lineage: Eukaryota; Metazoa; Arthropoda; Insecta; Blattodea; Kalotermitidae. Gene Ontology annotation, molecular function: protein dimerization activity; DNA-binding transcription factor activity, RNA polymerase II-specific; RNA polymerase II cis-regulatory region sequence-specific DNA binding. The transcript is spliced from 3 exons. Gene Ontology annotation, biological process: regulation of transcription by RNA polymerase II; regulation of neurogenesis; anterior/posterior pattern specification. The record is from RefSeq and is a predicted model, not a curated record. Bases 165 to 1097 code for a protein of 310 amino acids. Gene Ontology annotation, cellular component: nucleus.